CUGGCAUGAAUCCCCUGCUGAACUAAUCCAGCCCCCCCUCCGUGAUUGGCCCGGCGCUGCCAGAACGGCACCUGAGAAUUCCAACAGCGCCCCCCGCUUUCUCCUCCGUCGCCAAUGCAAAUCUCCCACAGACUGCAAACCAAACCGCCUCGCAGCCAAGGACAAAAAGAGCCUGGACCCGGGUCCGAGAGUCGUCGCUCGCAACCGAGACUCAGCCCUACAGCCAUCUGCAGCCCCCGGGCCGAUGCGCUGAGAGCCGGUGUGCGUCGCCUGAGGAGAGACUCUGGCCAGCCGCGUGCAGGGUUUUGGCCCAGCGCCGUCAGCCUCCGCCAAUCAGUCUCUGCCAACGUCGCAGACGCCGGCACUCGCCCUCGCAUGAUCCGGUGAGCGCUGCUCCCAACACAGGCAGUGAAAAGACGGAGCCUCGCUGGCAUAUUGUGCACAAUGUCUGGCGAAGCGUCUGCCAGCUUCGCAGGCCCCGGCUCGGCCCCGCCGCCACCGCAGCCGCGCCCGAACGCCGCCGCCUCAGCAAGCCGGCCUCAGCAGCCGCCGCAGGCAUUUGACCCUUCGGCCGUGAAGCUCACCAGGGGCACCAGCUGCGUGCUCUGCCAGCAGCGCAAGGUGCGUUGCGACAAGAACAAGCCCUGCUCCAACUGCGUCAAGGCCGGCGCAGAGUGUCGCGUGGUGCCUCCCCAGCCGCCCCGGCGCCGCAAGAAGCGGCUGCAGGAGAAGGACCUGCUUGAGCGGCUGCGCAAGUACGAGGCCCUCUUGGCACAGAAUGGCGUCAAGUUCGAUGCCAUCGACCCUGACUACAGGGCUGAUGGCAAUGCCGGCGACGACGUGGACGAGCUGGAGAACGACUUUGAGAGUCUAAAGACUUCUGCCGAAGCAUCUGGCAAUGCUCCCAAUUCGACCGGUGCAGGCUCAUUUCGCCAGCCUGGAGCAUGGUUUUCGCUCCACAAAGAGUUUAGAGCGAGUGAGCAGAUGCUAAAAGACUCGUCCGAAGACGACGAGGAAUAUUCUCCCAACUAUGUCACCAACCAGUCCUUCAUCCACGCUGCCUUUGACAAGAUGUUUGCCAACCAGGACGGCUUCCCAUUCAUCAUUGGAGGUUCCACAGCCCCCGUCACCCACCUCCACCCUCCCUCCAUCCACAUACUGCAGCUUUGGCAAAUCUACAUUGACAACAUCAAUCCGCUAUUAAAAAUGACCCAUGUGCCUAGCAUUCAGAGCAAGAUCAUUGAGGCAACGUCCCGGCUUCACGAGGCCCCAAAGAAUCUCGAGGCCCUCAUGUUUGCCAUCUACGUAAUUUGCAUCAACUCUCUCGAGGAUGCCGAAGUCCAGAGAACCUUUGGUGAGACGAAGCAAGAGCUGUUGGCCAGGUUUUUUCCAGCACUACAGCAGGCUCUGGUCAAUGCCGGUUUUAUGCGCAUGCCCGACCCCUUGACUCUGCAGGCAUAUCUUUUAUAUCUAAUGGCUGUUCGGUGGUAUAUAGACCCGAGGCAGGUAUUCUGUAUGAUGGGCAUUGCCGUUCGCCUCGCCCAGCGGAUGGGUCUUCACCGAGACCCCGACGGCUACGGCCUAUCCCCCUUUGAAAUUGAGCAGAGGCGGCGCUUAUGGUGGACGCUUGUCUCUUACGAUCGGCGUGUGGGGGAGAUGACGGGUUCGACGGUGACUGCGCUCACUAGCGGCUGCGACUGCAAGAAACCUUUAAACGUCAAUGAUUCUGAUCUGCAUGUUGAUGGCAAAGAGCCUCCAACACCACACACGGGACCUACAGAGAUGCUUUUUGCUCUGACGCGCGUUGAGCUCUCCAUGGCCGUCGCAAGUAACAGUAACCGAGACAGCUUUAAGAUGUACCCCGAAAAGAAGGCCGACUCUUCCCAGCCCGCGAAGCCAAGCCCUGUCAUGAUUCGUCUUGCUGGCCAAGAUACUCCCGCAUACACUCUCGAGGGGUUCUGUGCUCAUAUCGAGGGCACGUACCUGGUUCACUGCGACCCCAAGAUCCCUCUCCAUUUCUUUACUCUGACCAUGACACGAGCGGCGCUCUGCAAGAUGCGAAUCAUCAAUUUCUUGGUUCGCAACCUCAAUAAUGAAUCGAUGCCGUUGAAGGAAAUGGAGCGUGACGCACUCAUCUUGGGAGCAAUUGAGAUGCUAGAAUACGAUAAUGUUGUCCAGUCUUCUCCGAGCCUUCAGCCGUACAGGUGGUACGCGAUGCAUUACUUUCCCUUCCCGGCAUACAUGUUCCUGGUCCAGGAGCUCCGCAAACGCAGUUCGGGGCCGUUGGUGGAGAGGGCAUGGGCGGCCAUUGAGCUGAAUUACGAGCUCAGAGGCCUUCUAAGCAACCUCCACAGCCCCAUGCACACAGCUUUUAGUGGUCAUUUUGUCAAAGCCUGGACAGCGCAUUGCGAGGCCCAGCGAGCGGCAGGAAAAGAAAUUCCCAUGCCACACUUCAUAUCCAAGCUUCAGGAGCGUGUCGAGACUCGACGAAAAGCACGCUUGGAGAACCGCCCAGACCCCGGUGAACAGCAAGCCCCGGUGGUGACCUUUCCUCGGCCGCGUACUCGCGAGGUGUCGUCAAACUCGCCAGACAACGCUGCCAUGAUGACUCCACCGGUAGACCAGACUGCCGGGUUUGGUGGCGCCCAUCCAGCCAUGGCGCCCUCCAGCUCAGCGUCUGGGGAAGACGACAUGGUUUGGUCAUUUCUCAUGUCGGGCUAUCAGGAUGCUGAUACGUUUCAAGGAUUUAGCACCCCCUACCACGCUGGUUUCGGCAAUGGUAUGGAGGGCUUGCGCAACAGUAGCGGUGGCGGACCGCCUCCGCACAUGGGGGGAUACGGCGGCCCCGGAGGACCGUCGGGGAACAUGUUUGGGAACUAGAUGAUAAGAGAGCAGCGCGCGCAAACGAUGGCUUCGACGGAUCAGUGUUAUUUGGGAGAAGAGAUGGAGGCAAGCAGGGAAGAGACUGAAAGAUAUACCCACCUCAUUUGUGUUUUGCGCACAUAUAUAUACAAAGUGUUGGAAGGAUUUUUUUUUUUCUUGUUUUUUUGGAUUAACGGUAAGCGAAUACAAACAGGCAAGGAAGAGACACGGAGGACAUCGUCACUCAGCAAGGGCUACGUUAUGACCCUAGAUAGUAAGAGUCUACUCUGUACAUAACAUUACCAUGUACCAGACUAGCACAAGUAGAGUAGAAACUAUAUACCACUCAUUUACAC
Molecule: messenger RNA, 3218 nt
Organism: Trichoderma asperellum CBS 433.97
Lineage: Eukaryota; Fungi; Ascomycota; Sordariomycetes; Hypocreales; Hypocreaceae
Biological process (GO): DNA-templated transcription; regulation of DNA-templated transcription
Molecular function (GO): zinc ion binding; DNA binding; DNA-binding transcription factor activity, RNA polymerase II-specific
Source: RefSeq, a predicted model, not a curated record